Molecule: messenger RNA, 4577 nt
Organism: Colletotrichum scovillei
Lineage: Eukaryota; Fungi; Ascomycota; Sordariomycetes; Glomerellales; Glomerellaceae
Exons: 2
Coding region: 1004-3565 (853 amino acids)
Molecular function (GO): zinc ion binding
Source: RefSeq, a predicted model, not a curated record
GAGUGAGUGAGCGACAGACAGACGGGAGGCCCCGGCACCCAAACAGCAACGCCGCGCCCCGCCACCAAAUGCGGACGGGACAGACCCUCCUGGUGUGUCACUUUGGUUCGGUCUUCCAUUUCCAUUGAUUGAUUCUCUCUCCUCAAGUCACAAGUCACAACCUUUGGAGUGACUCUCCGUCCUUUUCUCUUCCAUUGCUCGAGUCGUUCCAUCCCACACCUCUACUUACUUACUCUACCUUACCUUACCUCAUCCGACGGUGUGUCUCUGCAUGGCGCCUGCUGCUCUGCUCUGCGCUGCGUGCACACCCUACCCGCCGUGCCGCCCACAAUCAAAUUGACUUCUCCCACUCUAUCUCAGGUUACCUUACCUUGCUGCGGUCCCGAACCUGAAUAACCUGAUCGGCACCUCGUCAUUCGACUUUCUUUCUCCUGUUGCUUCCCGACCACCGAAAUACCAGUCCCAUUUCCUCUCGUCUCUUGACCCGACGCUUCCCGCCGGCACACCAAAGAGAGACCCGGAGAGUGCGUCCUUGUGUGGGAAAGGCUGCUGCCCAACCCCUUCACCCCUCCAACCUUCCCGGCUCCUCCAACUGAAGGCCCUACGGAUACCUACAAACUGUCGUACCAUCACCUCCCCUCCUCGCCACUACUUUACUCUACCUCAACUUCAGCCUCGUCAUACAUUUUGACAUUUCCACCAACAGCAGCCAGACAGACGACAUCUCCUCGCCUUCUGUCACCGAAUGACUUUGCGCAUGCCGGUCCCCUGUGCAGUUUGCCGCUGAGCCACUGCCGGCUGCCGGUCGAUACCUCUUCACCUUAUCCAACGUCAACAACUCUUUCUGGCGCCACUAUCGCCAGACUCGAUUACCCCCUCGGCUGCCGCGCCGUGCGCCGAACCCUCCGCCACUUUUAGAUACCAUACACACGACACUGAGCCUCGAUCUCAGGCCCUUUCUUUUUCCCUUUCACUCAGUAACGACCCGAUACGAUAUCCAACCAUGCGUACUCCUAGAAUAGCCAUUCUCGUUCUCUUCUUCGCCGCUUCGCUCUUCCUCUUCUGCCGGUCCAUCACCUCACUGGCGCGCUCCUCCUCCUCCGCCGCCUCCUCCUCUCCCGUCAUUGCCGCCCCAGUCGCCGUACCGCGAUCACGAUUCACGAGUUUCUUCUCCUUUACAGCGCCCUUUUCCAUUUUCCAGCCGAAUGCCGCCAUCAGUCUGACCGAUGACAACAGCACUUCCUUUGUCGCUCGCCCUGCUGCAUUUGGCCCCAACCUGCCCAAUAAGGGCUUGAGCGGUCAGCUAUGGAUCGGCAGUGGUUUCGCCGACGAUAAUCUCCAGGAGGGCGAGGGCGAGGGUGAGUUGGGAUGCAGUGACAUCCCUGGUUGGGACGAUGGCAAGGCCAACGCCGUCCUCAAGACUGCCACCAAGGGCAUGUCCAAGUCUUCCAACAAGGCUGCUGCUGCUGCCGGCAAGCCUGGUCACCACAAGCGCGACAAGACCGACAAGGACGCCGUGCCCGACGCCGUGGGUGUCCCCGUCACCCGCCUCAGGUCCAAGAUUCGCCCAGCCGACGACGGCACCGACGAUUACCUCCACCAAGGCCUCGCCCGGAGGCCCCAGCCCAACCACGAUAGCGCCCCGUCCACCGAGUCGACCCACGCCGAUAUCCAAUCGAUACAAGAGGCUGCGGAGAUCGCCGGGAAGAUCGUGCUGCUUAGUCGCGGCGGCUGCGGUUUCUUGGAAAAGGUCAAAUGGGCGCAGCGACGUGGUGCCAUGGCCCUCAUUGUGGGCGAUAACACAAAGGGGGGUCCCUUGAUCCAGAUGUUUGCGAGGGGCGAUACCUCCAACGUCUCUAUUCCCUCUGUCUUCACCACCCGGACCACGGCGCACUUGCUGUCGUCGCUGACGCAACCCGGCAGCUUCAUCGAAGACACUCUCGACGAGCACGGCCGCCCAGCCCUCAAGGUGCUACAGUCCGACGCAGGGAGCCGGAAGAACAGGAAGAACAAACAAAAGGCUGCGGCGACGACGCCGACCCCGACCCCCAAGGCUACGGCAACGCCCAAGGCCAAGGCUGCCGCAAAGGGAAAGCCGGCCAAGGCCGAGCACAAGGCAGCCAAGCCCCGCACCAGCCUGUUCCGUUGGCUCUUUAGCUGGGGUCGCAGUUCACGAUCAGGCGACAGCAUCCAGCCCCCGAGCAGCGGUCGCCAUAACUGGGUGCUCGUUGACGACUGGAGCGAGGAGAAGGACAGGGUCAUCCGAGACGGUCUCGGCAAGGCUGCCAAGAGGGGCAAAGGCAAGGUCCCCGACGCUCGCAAGAGCGAAGACACGUUCCAAAUCGGUGUUCAGGACUGGCGGGAUCCCGACUUGGUGGAUGCCCCCAGUUCCAAAGACAAGACCGAGGGCGCAGCCAAGGAGCAGCAGGUUGGCAAGCCUGGCAGCACCGCGAAAAGUGGCAAGGACGUCACCGGCCCCAAGGGCGGAAGCAUCACUCCCGGAAGCGGCGAAUACAACCCCGAUUUGCCGCCCGUCGAGACCGAGGGAUCCACCUCCGGAAAGGAGACCGCAGCCCACGGCGGUAUCAUGUCCAAGAUCUUUGGAGAAGACGACGGCGCCGACUUCUCCAAGGAGGACAAGCCCAAGGAUCCCCCGCGGCCCGAGGAGCCCAUCCCCGACGAUGGUGACAACGACGACGGCAAUGAGCCUAUUGGGCACGAUGGUCUCUGGGUUACGAUCACGCCUUCAAGCAGCUCUAGUCCCUUCUUCGACACUCUGUUGGUGCUUGUGAUCAGCCCUCUGAUCACUCUGAGCGUCGUCUAUGCUUUGCUGAUCCUCCGCGCGCGCAUUCGUAGAAGACGCUGGAGGGCACCCAAGUCGGUCGUCGAGCGUUUGCCUGUUCGCACAUACCACACCGUCGCGGCGUCACCUGUUCCCUCGCCGAGAACCCCGUCACCGACGAGCCCAACACCCACUACGCCUCUGCUACAGCAGACGCCCUCCCGACCACGGCCUCGUUCUAGAACGACGACGGGCAUCCCCGAGUCGGAGAGCUUGCUAUCUGUCAACUCGGCACUGCAAAUGCCUAGGUCGCCACUGCGGACAGAGCACGAAAAGGCAAACGGCAGCUACUCGAGUGAGUGGAAGAAGUACAUGGGCAGACAGGUCGAAUGCGUGGUUUGUUUGGAGGAGUACGUUGACGGCGUCAGCCGCGUCAUGAGCUUGCCCUGUGGCCACGAAUUCCACGCCGAGUGCAUCACGCCUUGGUUGACGACACGCCGCCGCACAUGCCCCAUCUGCAAGGGUGAUGUUGUCCGCUCUCUUGCACGCGGCUCUCCCUCCAGCCCCCGCUAUGAACCGUAUCACGACGACUCUGACGAUGAGGUGGAGGCCGAGGCGUCCGGCUCGCGGGACAGAGACGAGGACGUGGAGCAGGGUGGCAUCCUUUCGCCCGCGCCAAGGGGUCGCCAGACCCGGCCCGACGGAUGGCUGGGGAUGUUGUCCGGUAGCUUUGGGGCAUCGUCCCGCGCCAGUCGAUCGUCGCAGGAUGAUCGUAACCGGUGAAGUCGGUUCAUUCAUCGACUGAGGAUGUCGCAUCACCUCUCAACGCUAGCAUUUUGUUUUCUUCUGAUUUUUACGUUUGGCACUUUUGGAGGUUGCUUUUUCUUUCAGGCAUGGAUUGGGAAGCACUAGUCCCACGGGAAACGGGACACAUGGCGUAAUUAGGGGUUUCUUAGGGGAGAGAAGGGCUUUCUCUUGGGCACAUUGGCAAAGGGUUUUGUUUUUUGGGGGCAGCAUGGCCGAGAGGUGAAGAAAGAAACCAAGACUCGAAAUGGCCCGGGAGAGAAAUGGGAGGGACCUCACUACACUCGUUUCGAUUGUUGUCCUGGACGUAAGGUUUUUUGCUUUUUUUGCGGAUGGUUGUGAUCCUUCAGGCCUGAAGGAUGUGAGUAGACGGGCGGGCGAAGUGAAGAGAGUGGCUGUGGCUGUGGUGCGGUGUGGUGCGAGGUGGCCGAUAUACCCGUCGUCUCGUCCCCAACUGGCGAUCGGGGGGCGGACGCGCUCUUGGAAUAAUGAAUUCCAUUGACUAUGACACUUUUAUCUGUGACAUGGUGACUGUGCGAUGAUGGGUGAGUUUAUCAGAUGUGUUACGUGCGAAGAAAUAAUGAAGUGAACUGAAGUAUUGGCAUUAUGAUUUGUAGUAUCUGGGCGUUUCCAAGAAAAGAUGGAACGUAUGUUUGGGGUAUCUUAUAUCCUAUGUACGCCUGGCCAUGUCCGCGGGUUGAAGCCUUGUUUCUGUUUCUGUGCGAGUUGUACCGAGGAGCUUGCCUCUUCGUAGUUGAACGAGCUCCCCCGCCACCGUUCCUAUUCCUGUCGGGUGAAGAGUGUAGGCAACAAUGUGGGUGACUUCUUCGAUUGAAGAAGGGUGGCAGUCGAUCGGUAGUAGAGAUCUUUAGGACGGUAUGUCAUAGUCGGGGUGAGAGCGUCGGUAUAGAUACGGCUUGUACCAACUUAAGCCAGAGUGAGAUUAUGCUCUCCCUCUAUCUACCGUCAUGGUGGGAGAGGUCGAGUGGGU